AUGCCUAGAACUCCAUCAACCAAUCCCAUACAUCUUCUGAUCCCCCUCUCAUUCUUUGUAUUCGCUAGCAGCUGCAACAACAAUGCCACACCAACAAAUGGUAAUAGUUUGCGAGGAAUGUUCGUCUUUGGUAGUUCUAUCGUUGAUAAUGGAAACAACAAUCAAUUAUUUGGUGACUUUACCAAGGCAAAUUUUAUGCCAUAUGGUAUUGAUUUUCCAUCAGGUCCAACAGGCAGAUUUUCGAACGGAAAGAACGUAGCUGAUCUUAUCGCUAAUCGCCUCAAUCUCCCUCUCAUUCCACCCUUUUUCGACCUUCGAAACAAGGGUGAUUCAAUGGUUAAUGGUGUCAAUUUUGCUUCUGGUGGAUCAGGUAUCCAAGAUGAAACUGGUGCUCUUUUGGGCGUUACAAGUCUUAACAAGCAAAUAAAGAAAUUUAAGGAUGACAUUUUGCCUCAGUUGGAAAGCCAGAUUGGAUGUAAAGCACAAAUAAUACUUCCUCAUUACUUGUUUUUGGUGGGAGCAGGAAACAACGAUUAUUCUUUAUAUUACCUCUUGCAACAAACUCAUAUUUUGUCUCCUUUGGAAUUUGCUGCAAAGCUUGUGACUCGGUUUUCUGCUCAACUCAAGCAACUGUAUGAUAUGGGAGCUAGGAAAUUCUUAUUGCUAUCUGCGUAUCCAGUUGGAUGCAAUCCAGUCUUAACCAAGGAGAGAAAAGAUUGUGUAAAAGAAUUGAAUGAAGCUGUUCAUUUCUUUUAUCAACAGUUGAUGAUUAUGGUUAAACACAAGGACCAAAAAAUGCCCGAGGCUCAAUUUUCUGUUGUCAACUCGGCCAAAAUCAUCCAGGACAUAAUAAAAAAUGCAAAGGCAAUAGGUUUCACUAAUGCUGAUUGUGCGUGCUGUGAAAUGAGCAAGCUAGGUAGUUGCAUUAAGGGGGGUAAAACAUGCCCAAACAGGGACAAAUAUGUCUACUUUGAUGGCCUGCAUCUUACUGAAGCUGCUAGUGCUAUCUUAGCAACUAAGGCUUGCAAUUCCACAGACCACCAUGAAGUUUUUGUUAAUUUACAAAAGUUGACCCAAGUUUAAGAGUUAUAUUUUUCCUAGCUACCAAGCAUUGUUAGGACU
This is a messenger RNA of Beta vulgaris subsp. vulgaris (sugar beet), 1122 nucleotides long. RefSeq names its product GDSL esterase/lipase At1g71691. NCBI's taxonomy places the organism in Eukaryota, Viridiplantae, Streptophyta, Magnoliopsida, Caryophyllales, Amaranthaceae. The coding region runs from base 1 to 1083 and encodes 360 amino acids. Gene Ontology annotation, molecular function: hydrolase activity, acting on ester bonds. The record is from RefSeq and is a predicted model, not a curated record. The transcript is spliced from 4 exons.